This is a messenger RNA of Rhipicephalus microplus (southern cattle tick), 1726 nucleotides long. RefSeq names its product calpain-7-like. The record is from RefSeq and is a predicted model, not a curated record. NCBI's taxonomy places the organism in Eukaryota, Metazoa, Arthropoda, Arachnida, Ixodida, Ixodidae.
AUGCUGUGCCGUGUGGUGUCUUCUCCAUCGCCAUGGGAGUGCCUGUUCCCUUCUUCCUGGGUUGAGAAGGAAGCGGUGCUUUGCCGAAAUUCCCCUUUUGGGACAGAGCUCCGGCUACUCUCUCGACACCUGCCCGACACCUGCCAUAGGACCGGCUGGCUCCAGUCCUAUGGGCAGAACCUCGUCUACAUCAUCUGGUGGACAGUGGUGGGAUGUGCCAUACUUGACUCGGGCCUCAACGAUAUGCAACUCCAACUGGACAGGGCCAAGUUCCUGCUGUCACAAGCGCUGGACGAGGAUGAGGCUGACAACUACCAGGAGGCCCUGGAGCUCUACACACUGACAGUUGAGCUCUGCCUGCAGGUGAGAGCUGCUACAGAUGACAAGGCCCUUCACGAAAAGCUCACCAGCAUUGCAUCUCAAGGACUUGAAAGGGCGGAGAGCAUAAAGGCCAAGUUGGCCAGCAGAUGUGGCAUUGGCAGUACGAUCAUUCGACCUGCGCCGUCAGCGCCUAUGCUCGAAGGGGCCAGACCCAUUGGUGGCAGCAAGGCCUCCGAUCACCUCACUGACCACCAGGUUCAGCUCGGAGAUGCCGGGAACAAGCUACUCAUCAGCGACAGCGAAGGUUAUACUCUUGAUGAGAUUGGGGUCCUAAGGAAGACAUCAGUGAUCAACGGGCGGGAGUACGUCUCUUUUCUGGAGACGGAGCGGGACCGCUUUGCCUUCAAGCUGCCAUUCUGCGAUCCCGAGGGCAGGCUGUCUCUGUCGCCCAAGCAGCGGGCCUCCUUCAGCUACUGGGCACGACUCGAGGAGUUGUCGUCCGAUCCUAAGAUCAUCGAAGUGGUUGACUGCUUCAGCAUUCGCCAGACUGUUGUUUCAGACUGCUCAUUUGCGGCAUCCUUGGCUGUGAGUGGUCUCUAUGAAAAGCGGUUCAAGAAAAAAAUAAUUAAAAGCAUAAUCUUUCCCCAGAACAGGCAGGGACAGCCUGUAUACAAUCCUUGUGGCAAAUACACUGUCAAGCGUAACAUAAAUGACGUGCCAAGAAAGGUUGUCAUCGAUGAUUACUUACCAAUGGGCAAGAGCUCGGAGAUGCUGUGCUCGUACUCGAACAACAAGAAUGAGUUUUGGGUGUCACUGCUGGAGAAGGCCUACAUGAAGGUCAUGGGUGGCUAUGACUUCCCUGGCUCAAACUCUAAUAUCGACCUACAUGCACUCACUGGCUGGAUCCCCGAACGCGCCAGUCUUUAUAGAAGUGCAGACACACCCUUCGACGCGGAGGCAUUAUUCAACAAACUGCUCAACCGACACCAACGUGGUGAUGUGCUGGUCAUCCUUGCCACAGGGGAGCUGAGUGAGGCCGAGGCAGAACGGUCAGGCUUGGUACCUUCACAUGCCUAUGCAAUGCUCGAUGUACGCCAAGUGCAGGGUCGUCGUUUGUUCCUGCUCAAAAACCCCUGGAGUCACCUUCGCUGGAAGGGCCGCUUCUCUGAGCGUGACACCACCAGCUGGACACCAGCACUAGCCCAGGCUUUGCGAUACGACCAACACAACGCUGCUAUGUUUGAUAACGGAGUAUUCUGGAUCGAUUAUGACUCUGUGUGCCACUUCUUUGACGUCGCCUACCUCAACUGCAACCCGGGCUUGUUCCAGUACACCUACUGCACUCACAGGUCAUGGAAUGCUGGAAGUAGCCCGGUCAAGGAUUUGUACAACAUUGGUGAGAAUC